Messenger RNA from Sphaeramia orbicularis (orbiculate cardinalfish), 2886 nucleotides. RefSeq names its product SPG7 matrix AAA peptidase subunit, paraplegin (gene spg7). Bases 1 to 2418 code for a protein of 805 amino acids. Gene Ontology annotation, molecular function: zinc ion binding; ATP hydrolysis activity; metalloendopeptidase activity. The transcript has 17 exons. Gene Ontology annotation, biological process: mitochondrial protein processing. Gene Ontology annotation, cellular component: membrane; m-AAA complex. The record is from RefSeq and is a predicted model, not a curated record. NCBI's taxonomy places the organism in Eukaryota, Metazoa, Chordata, Actinopteri, Kurtiformes, Apogonidae.
AUGGCCGCGUUGCUUUGGCCAAACCGUGCUGGCCUUUGUAGAAGGUCCAGCAGAGGUUUAUUGUGGACACUGUCAAGGCGACACUCACAUUUACUGACAAAUAAGCUAACAUCCAGUGACAGCGUUAAAAAUGUGCUGUCCGAGUGUGUUCAUGUCAGGAAGAUGCUGUUGUCCAAAUCACAGCGGACUCUUACAAGUCAGCCACAGAAAGUCAUCCAGAGUCUUCUUCAUAGACCUUUGGGUCCUGGCAUGGUGGGAAUCAGCAAAGACUUGAUCAGGAACAACCUGCUAAGAAACCCUGUUGGGUUGGUUAAUCUAUUAGGGACAACAUACUUUUUCAGUACAUCUCAAUCCAAGCAGGAGAAAAAAAAAGAUAAUGAACCUAAGGAACCUCCAGAGGAAGAUGAACAGGAGAAGAAACGUCGAGAGCAGGAGGACCAGAUGUAUCGGGAGCGCCUACGGACUCUCUUCUUCAUUGGUCUCAUCUUGAGCUUGCUGAACUCCAUUAACAACAGCGGUGGUAACAUCUCUUGGAACGAUUUCGUCAAUGAGAUGUUGGCCAAGGGGGAAGUGUCCCGAGUUCAGGUCGUUCCUGAAGGUGAUAUUGUGGAAAUUUACCUUCACCCUGGAGCUGUCAUCUUCGGAAGGCCUAGAUUAGCUCUUAUGUACAGAAUGCAAGUUGCCAACAUUGACAAAUUUGAGGAGAAGCUGAGAGCUGCUGAAGAAGAACUGAACAUUGACACAAAGGACAGAAUACCAGUCUCCUAUAAACGUAGUGGAUUCUUUGGAAAUGCACUUUAUGCUCUGGGGAUGGCUGCCAUUGGCGUGACUAUCCUCUGGUACAUCUUUCGUCUAGCUGGUAUGGGUGGCAGAGAGGGCGGCUUUAGUGCUUUUAAUCAGUUGAAGAUGGCCAAGUUUACUAUUGUAGAUGGCAAAUCUGGAAAAGGUAUAAGAUUUAAAGAUGUAGCAGGAAUGCAUGAAGCUAAAAUGGAAGUGAAGGAGUUUGUUGACUACCUGAAGAAUCCAGAACGAUACCUUCAGCUGGGAGCAAAAGUUCCCAAGGGUGCAUUGCUGCUUGGGCCUCCAGGCUGUGGGAAGACGCUUCUGGCUAAGGCUGUCGCCACCGAGGCCCAGGUGCCCUUCCUGGCUAUGGCUGGCUCUGAGUUUGUGGAGGUCAUUGGAGGUCUGGGAGCUGCCAGAGUUCGAAGUCUGUUCAAAGAGGCUCGUGCCCGAGCGCCUUGCAUCGUGUACAUCGAUGAGAUCGAUGCAGUCGGCAAGAAGCGCUCCACCAACAUGUCUGGUUUCUCUAAUACAGAGGAGGAACAGACUCUCAACCAGCUGCUGGUUGAGAUGGAUGGAAUGGGAACAACAGACCAUGUUAUCGUCCUCGCCUCCACUAACAGAGCAGAUAUCUUGGACAAUGCUCUGAUGAGACCGGGUCGACUUGACAGACACAUCUUCAUAGAUCUGCCCACUCUCCAGGAGAGGAAGGAAAUUUUCGAGCAACAUCUGAAGUUCUUGAAACUGAACCAACCAGCCAAUUUUUACUCACUGCGUCUGGCUGAACUCUCUCCAGGCUUCAGCGGUGCAGACAUUGCCAACAUCUGUAAUGAAGCUGCUCUGCACGCUGCCAGAGAGGGACACAAGUACAUAGAUACUCUGAACUUUGAGUAUGCAGUGGAGAGAGUUAUAGCAGGAAGCAUAAAAAAGAGUAAGAUUCUAUCUAAAGAGGAGCAGAGGGUGGUCGCCUUCCAUGAGUCUGGACACGCUUUAGUGGGAUGGUUACUUGAACACACAGAGGCAGUGAUGAAGGUGUCAAUCGCCCCACGUACUAAUGCAGCCUUGGGAUUUGCCCAAAUCCUGCCUCGUGACCAGUACCUCUUCACUAAGGAGCAGCUGUUUGAGAGGAUGUGCAUGGCUCUGGGAGGGAGAGCUGCCGAGGCUAUCACCUUUAAUAAAGUUACAACAGGAGCUCAGGAUGACUUGCGUAAAGUGACACGAGUGGCCUACUCUAUGGUGAAGCAGUACGGCAUGUGUGACAGUGUCGGCCAGGUGUCUUUCCCGGAAACUGAGGAGCAGGGUGCCGUUGGGCGUCGGCCUUUCAGCCAGGGUCUGCAGCACCAGAUGGACCACGAGGCUAAGAUGUUGAUAGCCCGUGCUUACAGGCACACAGAGAAGGUGCUACUGGACAACAGAGACAAACUGACUCUGUUGGCCAACGCGCUGCUAGAGCGGGAAGUGGUGAACUACGACGACAUCGAAGCCUUGCUGGGUCCACCGCCCCACGGGCCGAAGAAGAUGAUCAUCCCACAGAGUUGGCUGGAGGCUGAGAGGGACAAACAGGACACGGGAGAGGACGAACCUCAGCCGCCUCCUCGCAAACGUACUGAAGAAGACGUUAAUCCGCAGCUGGUCUGAUCUCAAAAUGCGUGUAUUGCUUUCAUGCGUGGGGGUGAAUCGGACAAAACUUUGAACUGAUCCCUCACCUUAAAGCUUUACAGGGUUGAAACUGAUUUGUAAAGUUGCAUAAAACGCUCAAACUGAUGCAGGAGUUUAAUGCAGUUUUGCACUUGUUCGCUCACCCGGUGUGAAACAGGUCCGAACAAGUUAGUGCGGCUUUUAACACCGUGACGAUGAGUGAUUUAGGAAGUCAUUUUUCUUUGUGCUUAUUGCAUAGCCACAUAAUGAUCCAAUGAAAGCUCCAGUAAAGGCCUCUUUAAACAGGAUGUCUGUAACCAGGAGUGCAGAUCGUCUAGAAAAGGCCUUUAAUUGUCACGCUCGCAUGUGAAGCCAACAAUUUAGUGCUCUGCUUUAGAAUUCCCCAACACCAUGUAAUGAUAGCUCAGUCUAAUGUGGAAUCUUUCUACAGAGACAUGACAUAAACAG